Messenger RNA from Microdochium trichocladiopsis, 2805 nucleotides. RefSeq lists its product as uncharacterized. The record is from RefSeq and is a predicted model, not a curated record. Lineage: Eukaryota; Fungi; Ascomycota; Sordariomycetes; Xylariales; Microdochiaceae. The coding region runs from base 1 to 2805 and encodes 934 amino acids. The transcript has a single exon.
AUGGCGCACGCAGCUGUAGCCUCGGAGCUUCAGACCUUGACGGCACAUCAGCCAGAGUCGCUGCUUGCUGCUGCUUCUGCUACUGACGCUGACGCUGACUCUGACAUGAAAGUAUUUCUCGAGUAUCAGAAGCUUGCUCAGUUCCGAGACACUAUCCUCGCAGGCAAACACCCUAAGAUCAAGCUCCCCGUCUCGACUGCUAAAGCCGUCGCGGCCCCCCAGACGUCCGUGUCAAAUCCUCGUGCGCAACCACCGCGACACCCCGCCCAGACCGCAGACAAAACACGUCAAACAUCAGGUGCUCGUCGUGCGAGCAAGGCGAAAGCCUCGAUCCAAGAUGGAGGUUAUCCACCCGUCGCUGUAGCUGCAGCUUCGACGAUUCCUCCGCCGCUCGCACCGGGCUUCGCCACCACGAUCGCAGGAGAUGCAAGGCCUGAAAUCGAUCCAAUUUUCCUUGAGAAGUCUGAAGAUCUUGUUCGCGCCGAGCUUCGGGUACAGCGACAAAGACUCGAGAAGUCUCUACGAGAGGAGCUGGAACAGCGCAAGGCCUCUGCAAAGGCUGCGGCACAAGAACCUGAGUCGCUUCUCGACUUCAACCUGUCAGAUGUGCUGGUAAAGGCCUUGACGCUCGUCCAGGCCACCUCCGCACCUCUUGCGCCUGAUGUCGAUGUAGCUGGUGAUGGUUCCGAGUCGAGUGAUUCCUUUGACAACAACACAUUCUACUCGAGCCAGCAUGAUACGCCGGAGCCGCAUGAGACUUCGGCGCCUCAAGCUGGCGCAACUGCUGUCCUGGUAGAAGAUGUUGCUGAGAGUCUUCUUCAGGACGACCCGUAUUCACCCACACAAAACCUUGCGCUGCCAUCAGCACCAACGAAUGUGCUCAGGACUGCACCUGGUGCCUCGUUAAGUUUUCCACCUGGGCUCGGUACCGUGGUUGCUGCCUCGACAACAGAGAGCCGCAGUUUUCCCUCCUUCCAGAAUGGCUACCCCCGUACAAGUGCUCCUGACAGGAAUAUCACCCACGAGGUACAGUAUGUCAGUUCGGGAGGUAGCGGCGCCAAUAGUAGGGUCGGCGAUUCUGGCAACACCGAGUCGGAUCAAGCUGCAGACGUGAUACGUCCUCAGGGUGCUCGGCACUACAUGUCCAGUGUCGAUGCUAUGCGACAGCCUUCACCCUUGGUUCGUGCUCAUGACUUGUCCCCUUACGCUCCCCAACCUGCUCAUGUAUCACAACUUACCUUCGGAACGCAAUCGUCUAUCCUUGACCCCGAUCCGCCUGCAUUGCAGGGUGCACCUGCAUCGGUCGCAGCGCUGAGGCAUCAUGAGAGUGCUGCCACAAGCCCAGAGAGCUCACCAUACGGAGAUAGAGGCUCGAAGAGAAAAGAGCGAGCGGAACGUCGCAAGGAAAGGAAAAAGCAGAAGGCUAGAAAGAGGCUAGGCUACGGCUCGCCAGAAGUCAAGCCUGAGCCACGGUCGCCGUCACCAAUCUCAGCGCCGACCAUGGCUCGGCCUGCAAAGCGGCAACGGUCGGACCGUGGGCAGCAGGACGUUGUCAUCAUAGAAGCGCCCACGACUGCUCGCCCAGCCUCGCGAGUGUUCUCUGCACAGCAGCUUGCCGAGCCGUUGCAUGUUGAUAGAGCGGCACCAUACGCCUGGGAGCGCCUUGAAGAUCCACUAACUCGCUCUGGACGCUCGUCGGCAAUCCCUUCUGUUUAUCGACCUGAACAACCUCAGCUCUUCGAAAGGCGCUACGACGAGCAUGGCCCGCAAUAUAUACGACGCAUGUUUACGCCACCAGGGCAGCCAUCUCAAUACGGUGCUGGCGACGCACGACCCCUGCGAUCUGCAACGUACUCGAUAGCCCAGCCAGAGUAUCGUGAAGUCCCAAGCCAUUCACAAGCCGCCCGCGCAAGCGUGCGCCCGUACGCAGAUCGAGCUAGAUCCAGAUCUCCUGUGCUCAUAGAACGGCAUUCCCCUAUGAUGGCGCCGCCAGGGCCACCUGCGCCGUCUGCUCGCAUUGUUGUGGAUCAAUAUGGGCGCGAGUAUUUUGAGCCGCCGCCACGCCCGACCAGUGUGAUUCGGCACUCGGCCGUACCCAUCGCCAGGCCUAGGGAGCAUGAGAUCGUGUACGAGCGGGCUCCGGCGAGGGCCAUUUCUCGUAUCCCCGCAGAUGCGACUUUCGAGGAAAACGGCAUCAUUUACAGGCGAGUUUCGCCUAUACAUGGCGCAAGACGUGUCGUCACCCAGCCAGAGUAUAGCCGGCCGGAACAAGUCAAAAGCUACCGAGAUCGGGACUACUCGACGCAACCCGGAGCCAUAUCCCGAGAGGAGUACGUCGAAUACAGAACAGGACCGGAACGACGUGUUCAGCAGGAGGCGUUACCCGGGGAAUAUCUUGCGAGAUCUGUCAGCGUCCGACCACAGGAAGGGUUGUCAUAUUAUGGCAGCUCUAGAGUACAGAGCGUGCGCCCGGAGGCACCGCCGAGACACUACGCCGCCAGCGUGCACCCAGAAGCGCGAAGGGCGGAGCCUGUGCCCAUUGCCUACCAGCCGCAGCAGCAGGCAUCGAUGGUGCAGGAGUACGACCCGCGUUCUGCUGGGCAAGACCUGCCGCCUCCGCCACCGCCGCAGCAGCAAUACCCCCCUCGAGCGUACAGCGUGCGUCCUGUUGAGCAAUAUUUCUUUGAGCGCCAGCCUGUGGGUGAGACGCAGAUGGCGUUCAAUCAGCGGCCGCAAGCCCGUGCUGCUGCUGGCGAGGUCGUGUAUAUUGAUGACGCUUCGCGGCCUAUUUACCGGUCGAGAUGA